AUGCUUACCAACCUCCUUCUCCCUGCCCUCUUGCUCCUGGCGGGCGUCGAUGCCAGUCCAGUCGAGCUCGACGAGCGGCAGCAAGCCCCCUGCCAGUCCGUCCAGGUCUUCAUCGCCCGCGGAUCCACGGAGCCCUACCCCGGCCGCCAGGGCGCUCUGGCCAACGCCAUCUGCAGGAACAACCCCAGCUGCGGGUACCAGGACAUUGUCUACCCGGCCACGUUUGAGAACUACUGCAGCUCCGUCCAGGCCGGCGUUGUUUCCGGCGCCGCUCUGAUCACGGCCUACGCUGCCCGAUGCCCCAACAGCAAGCUCGUGCUUACGGGUUACUCUCAGGGGGCUCAUCUGGUUGGAGAUAUCCUUGGUGGUGGCGGUGGCAACCUUGGCAGCUGCACUCAGGCUACCAGCUCUGGGCUCAACCCGGCAACCUCUCCUGGAAACAAGAUCGCUGCCGCUCUCCUCUUUGGGGACGUCCGUCAUACGGCCAACCAGGCCUACAACACCGCCACCGGAGCUUCUCGCAACGGAAACUGGCCUCGCUCCGGAGCCCAGCUUGCGUCGCUGAACCGUUUCUCCUCCGUCCUCCGAUCCUGGUGCCUUGUCGGUGACCCCGCUUGCGCCGGUGGCACUGACCCCAAUGCACACACCUCCUACUUCAACGUCUUUACCAACGAAGCGGCUGCUUGGGUCCAGACUAAGCUGUGA
Messenger RNA from Thyridium curvatum, 705 nucleotides. RefSeq lists its product as uncharacterized. Lineage: Eukaryota; Fungi; Ascomycota; Sordariomycetes; Thyridiales; Thyridiaceae. The transcript is spliced from 4 exons. The record is from RefSeq and is a predicted model, not a curated record. The coding region runs from base 1 to 705 and encodes 234 amino acids. Gene Ontology annotation, molecular function: hydrolase activity.